Rubroshorea leprosula is the source of this 1136-nucleotide messenger RNA. NCBI's taxonomy places the organism in Eukaryota, Viridiplantae, Streptophyta, Magnoliopsida, Malvales, Dipterocarpaceae. The record is from the annotation of a GenBank genome assembly.
AAUUUUUUUUCAAUUCUUUCUUUUUCCGAUUGCGUGGGUGCUCCCAUGUCAGAGAGUCACUUUCACCAUACUAAGUCCAGGUCCAAUAGCGUCGCAGACAAGACAAUGGAUCGACUAAGGAACAGAGUUUUUCGUAGUCCCCAGAAGAAGGUCGUGAAGAUGUCUGGCAAGUUGCUCACCAAUUUCUUCCAAAAAUUCAGAAAGUUGCUUGUUUUGAAACCCCAAUCUGAUGAAUCUGAUGAUGACCCAGAAUAUUUCUUCACACCCAAGUCAUCCCCACCUUUCGAUUUUGGAGGAUCGUCGUGUUCUUCUGAAUUCAAAUCUGAAAACCCUACUUUCGUUUGUGAAAUCUGUACCGAGAGAAAGGAACUUGUGGAUUCAUUCAACGUGAAGGGUUGUGUCCAUUUUUACUGUAUAGAGUGCAUAGUUGGGUAUGUAACAGCGAAGCUUGAUGAUAACGUUUUGAGGAUUGGGUGCCCGGCGAUAGCAUGCGAAGGGGUUCUGGAACCGGAGUACUGCCGGCCGAUUCUCACCGACGAGCAGUUUAAUCGGUGGGGGAAUGCUCUGUGCGAGUCAGUGUUUAUUGGGUCGGAGAAAUUCUACUGUCCCUACCAUGAUUGCUCGGCGCUGUUGAUUAACGAUACCAACGGGGUAGUAAUUAGCGUUUCAACCUGUCCCUUCUGCAGCAGAAGGUUUUGCGUGCAGUGCAAGGUUGCUUGGCACUCUGGUAUUGAUUGCAAAAAGUUUCAGAAAUUGAAAAAACUGGGUGGGGAUGCUAUGCUGAAGGACCUCGCCCAGAGGAAGAAGUGGCAGCCGUGCCCCAAAUGCAAAUCCUAUGUGGAAAAGAAAGAUGGUUGCGAUUACAUCAAAUGCAGGUGUGAAUGUGCCUUCUGUUACAAAUGUGGAGCACAAUCAACUUCUACCAGUCAUGCUUGCUCUCGUUGCAAAUCAACUUAGAUGUUAAUUCUCGAUUAGAAUUAUAGUUUUCUUAACUUUUAGAGGUGACAUUAAUUACAGCAUGGGUGAGUUUUGUUUAUUUCUCUGUGAAUAGAAAUGGUGAUUUACAUUACUUGAUGGCACAGAUUAGGCUUUUGCCCAUGUCAGUUUAGGAAAAAAAAUGAAGUUCAAUUUCAGUG